This is a messenger RNA of Strongylus vulgaris, 240 nucleotides long. The record is from the annotation of a GenBank genome assembly. NCBI's taxonomy places the organism in Eukaryota, Metazoa, Nematoda, Chromadorea, Rhabditida, Strongylidae.
AUGUCAGUCUACAUCGAUAAUGCCUGCGCUCAAACUGGAGUGAGCCGUUUUAUGCAGCUUUACGAUGCUUGGGAGUAUAACAAAACCGAAACCCUUACUCCGGAAGAUAUGGAGAGGUUCGAUUUUUUAAUGAUUGGCACUUACACUGGAAACCUCAAAGAUAUCGUCACAAAAAACUACAGUACCUACCACAGAGUUAUGUUUGCCAUUCCAGCUUUCCAUAGGUUUACUUUGAAGUGA